AUGGGUUGUACGGGUACAAAAAAUGAAAUUAAACAUGAGUCAAAUUUAAUUGAUAAAAAACAUCAAGAUAAUGAAGAAAUAAUUACAGAUGGAUUCCGAAAAUGGUUAAAAUCAAAUCGUCCACGAGCAGAUGAUUACGUGUUGAAAGAGAUAUUAUUAUCACAGCCAAAUUCAACUCAAACAAUUGAAUCUAUUGAAAAUGAUUAUCGAUUAAUUGUUUCCAAAUCAUUAGAUUUAAUUUCAAAUCGAAAUGAUAUUAAAUCUAUAACAAAAUUGACAAAAGUUUUACAAAAAGAAAUAACCACAGCAUCACCAAAAAAAGUAAAUCAAACAGUUGAUAUAUUAAAACAAACAGCCGAUAAAUUACGUGAUGGCAAAAUAGUAUUAGAUGCAGACGAAAAACAGACGAAUAUGGUCAAUGGUGGAGUAGUAACAAAUACCACUACUAAAAACGAGUCGUUAGAUCAAACGAACGUUCAAUCAUCAUCUCAGUUGCGUGGUUUUUCAAAUACAUCCACUGAACCUGGAAUUGGUCUACGAGAAGCAUUAGAAAAAGCUAGAAUAUAUUUUUAUAAAGGAAAGCAAGCAGCUAUCUUUGUUAAUUAUCUAGGCGGUUAUGAUGUUAAAGUUAUUGAUGAUACAGAUGAUGCACUAAAUCAUGAUGGUAACCUGUUACGUUCAAUUGUUGUUACUGAAGUUAAAAUGAGACCGAAGACAACAACAGCUAAUUUAGAACAACAACAACAUACAAUUCCUGAUGAACAAGGAAUAAAUGAAGAUUUUCGUCGUUCAAUUGAUGCAGCAUUAGCUGGACUUCAACAAAUUUAUCAUAAACCAUCCACAACAGAUAGCACAGAACAUCAAACGACUAAUCGAUGUUCAAUACCUGUCAGUAUCGUAUCAUCUAAUCGACCAGAAUCUCCCAUUGUGCAACAAACAACUUCACAUGAGAAAGUUAUUUCAGCAGCUCUUGAUCAUAGUAACUUACAACAUGGAAUGGCAAAUACAAACGACAAAAACACACUAUCACAUCCAUCAUCUAAAGAUGAUCUUGCACCUUAUUUAACUACGACGUCAAUAGAAGAUUUGAUAUCAAAUAAUCGUGCAAAUAUCGAUAAAACAGAUGAAGCAAUAUAUCGUGAUUUAUGCACAAUUGUUAAAAAAUCGACAAGUACUGAUACGACCGAUGAUCAACCACACGAUGGAUUCCAACAUUUAGCUGAUAUUGUAAGACAGAUAGCUGAAAGUCAAAAUCAAUUAAAUCAACACAUAACCGCAUCAAAUGCACAGAUAUUCAUGCCUCCUCCAAUAGAUAUACAACCAAGAAUUGUAAAUAUGAUAGAUAAUGUCAAUGAAUUGAUGAUAGAUUCAAUUGAAUCAACAACAAAAGCAGAAAUCGGUGAACCGAUAUUGCCACAAAAAUACGAUACUGUUGAAAAAUUAGUUUUGAUAGCACAACAACAAAAAAGUAGUCAUACAAAUAUCGAACGUAUUGUACAAGAACUCAAAGAACAUGGUGAAAACACACAUCACAGUCUCCUAUCAUCACAAGAACAUCCUAAUAUUGAAUAUAUUGUAAGAGAAUUAAAAGAACAUAGUGAAAAAAUGUUACAUGCUGAUGGAAAAUUGGCAAACUAUCCUGUUGAUAUUACAUCGAAGCCCAUAGCAUCUAUUUCAUCAAAGAAAGAAUAUGCCAACUUAUGCUAUGAAAAUCGACCAAAAUCAUUUAUUAGUGACGAUAAAUUAUCAUCGGAUGACAGAACAAAUCAUCAUAGUUUAGAUAAACAAAUGUCUGAAUCGUAUUUAGAUGAUAUGACACAUUUAACACGAGUCGGUAUUUCAAAUCCAACACUGCCUACGUCAAAACCAACAUCACCAACAAAAAUUAAUGAAGAAAAAGACGAACAACAACCAGUCGUAUCAACAUCGAUUAAUUCCAUAAUCGAAGAAGAAUCAGAAUUAAACAAGCCAAUAGCACACGUUACUCAAGGUGAGAGUAAACGUAGUCAAAAUGUUACAUAUACAGAAACAAUUACGUCACAAAAUAAUGGUGAGAAAUCAUCACGUACAAUAACCGAAUCGUAUGAUGAACCAUUAGACAAUGAUAAAAAUACUGACCAAACAACAACUUUAAAAGUUGUUACAAAAUCAGAAUUUUCACGACCCAAAUCGGGUGAAAGCAUCAUGGAACAAGCGGUUCAAGUAAUAACAGUCAAAGUAAGAAAUGAAACAACUGUAAAUAAUGAAAACGAUGAUAUCGACUACGAACGACGACCAGUUAAUGAAAUAGUCAAAAAUUUUGAGCAAGAAACUUGA
This is a messenger RNA of Didymodactylos carnosus, 2316 nucleotides long. The record is from the annotation of a GenBank genome assembly. NCBI's taxonomy places the organism in Eukaryota, Metazoa, Rotifera, Eurotatoria, Philodinida, Philodinidae.